AUGUCAUUUAGGAAAGUGAAGCUUAGUUCGAAUGCAUUAACAGAAUUUGGUGUGAUUCCUCUUCAGCUGCUUCCUUAUCCUCAUUCAAAUCGUCAUGGACUUUCUGAAGAUAUCUUCAAACCAAAUUCAUGGUUUGUUAGUAAUGUCUGUCUCAUUGCCUGUGAGAAUGAUGUUCAUAAUGUACAGGGUAACAACUCUAUUGCUGAUGUUGGUCAUUCUGAAGAUGAUCAAAAUCCUUCAACAAUUAAAUCAUCUGAAGAUUAUGAAAGGCCUUCUUUGCUUCCUCAAAAUUUAUGGGGAAAUGUUGAAAAUUUGGGUUGUAUAAACAUAGUGUUGAUAUUUAUCCUUGCAAUGUCUAAUCUAGUCAAGCCAGGGGCUAGAAUCAGUGUUUCCAGUAUAGCUGUUGUUGGCUUAAAUGGAAAUGUUCUAAUGUUAAGCGUUGAUAAUAUGGAGGUGGAGCAGGUGGACAAUCAUGUGGGGCAGGAUAAGCUGGCUUACCCUGAAUCAGGAUUAGCAGUAGGUGGAUAUUCUGAAUGA
Messenger RNA from Sphenostylis stenocarpa, 537 nucleotides. The record is from the annotation of a GenBank genome assembly. Lineage: Eukaryota; Viridiplantae; Streptophyta; Magnoliopsida; Fabales; Fabaceae.